Molecule: messenger RNA, 3224 nt
Organism: Trichomycterus rosablanca
Lineage: Eukaryota; Metazoa; Chordata; Actinopteri; Siluriformes; Trichomycteridae
Gene: kcnh5a
Product: potassium voltage-gated channel, subfamily H (eag-related), member 5a
Exons: 11
Coding region: 3-3197 (1064 amino acids)
Biological process (GO): regulation of membrane potential; potassium ion transmembrane transport
Cellular component (GO): plasma membrane
Molecular function (GO): voltage-gated potassium channel activity
Source: RefSeq, a predicted model, not a curated record
GAAUGCACGGGGGAAGGAGAGGACUGGUGGCGCCGCAGAACACUUUUUUGGAAAACAUCGUCCGACGCUCCAGCGAGACCAGUUUCCUCUUGGGUAAUGCCCAGAUCGUUGAAUGGCCUAUAGUGUACAGUAAUGACGGAUUCUGCAAACUGUCUGGCUACCACAGGGCCGAGGUCAUGCAGAAGAGCAGCACCUGCAGUUUUAUGUACGGCGAACUGACAGACAAGAAGACAAUAGAGAACGUCCGGCAGGCGUUUGAUAACUAUGAGUCUAAUUGCUUUGAAGUGCUGCUCUAUAAGAAAAACCGGACUCCAGUGUGGCUCUACAUGCAGGUGGCCCCGAUUAGGAAUGAAAAUGAUAAAGUGGUUCUUUUCCUAUGCACCUUCAAGGAUAUAACCGUCUUCAAACAACCCAUUGAGGAUGAGACCACUAGAGGAUGGACCAAGUUUGCAAGACUGACCAGGGCUCUAACCACCAGUCGUGGCACCCAUCAGCAACUUGCACCCAUAAACAAGACUGAAGUCAGUCAUAAGCCUUCACGACUGGCUGAGGCUCUUCAGUUAGGCUCGGACAUCCUUCCGCAGUACAAGCAGGAAGCUCCUAAAACCCCUCCUCAUAUAAUCCUGCACUACUGCACCUUCAAGACCACUUGGGAUUGGGUCAUUCUCAUUCUCACCUUUUACACUGCCAUCAUGGUGCCAUAUAACGUCUCAUUCAAGACUAAGCAGAACAACCUGGCAUGGUUGGUGGUGGACAGCGUGGUAGAUGUCAUCUUCUUAGUGGAUAUUGUGCUUAAUUUUCACACCACAUUCGUGGGCCCUGGAGGGGAGGUCAUAUCGGAUCCUAAACUCAUACGUAUGAACUACAUGAAGACUUGGUUUGUCAUAGACUUGCUCUCCUGCCUACCCUAUGACAUCAUCAACGCCUUUGAGAAUGUGGAUGAGGGUCUGAGCAGCCUUUUCAGUUCACUGAAGGUGGUGCGUCUUCUGCGAUUGGGCCGUGUGGCUCGGAAACUUGACCACUAUCUGGAGUAUGGAGCUGCUGUCCUGGUUCUCCUUGUCUGCGUCUUUGGCUUAGUGGCUCAUUGGCUCGCCUGUAUUUGGUAUAGCAUUGGCGAUUAUGAGGUCAUCGACGAAGCCACCAACACUAUUAAGACGGACAGCUGGCUCUAUCAGUUGGCGAACAGCAUUGGCACACCUUAUCGUUACAAUGUCAGUGGAUCGGGGCAUUGGGAGGGAGGUCCCAGUAAGGACACCCUGUACAUAUCAUCACUCUACUUCACCAUGACCAGCCUCACUACUAUUGGCUUUGGUAACAUCGCUCCUACCACGGAUGGGGAAAAGAUCUUCUCUGUGGCCAUGAUGAUGGUGGGCUCUCUUUUAUACGCCACAAUCUUUGGAAAUGUGACCACCAUCUUCCAGCAGAUGUAUACCAACACCAACCGCUACCAUGAGAUGCUGAACAAUGUGCGGGACUUUCUGAAGCUUUAUCAGGUGCCCAAAGGCCUGAGCGAGAGAGUAAUGGACUACAUUGUGUCCACAUGGGCCAUGUCGAAAGGCAUCGAUACAGAGAAGGUGCUGUCCAUCUGCCCUAAAGACAUGCGUGCAGACAUCUGCGUACACCUAAACCGCCAGGUGUUCAACGAACAUCCUGCCUUUCGGCUGGCAAGCGACGGCUGUCUGCGCUCCCUGGCCGUGGAGUUUCAGACGACACACUGCGCACCUGGAGACCUCAUCUUCCACGCUGGCGAGAGUGUUGACACGCUCUGCUUUGUGGUGUCAGGAUCCCUGGAAGUCAUUCAGGACGAGGAAGUUAUUGCUAUUCUAGGUAAGGGUGAUGUUUUUGGUGAUGUGUUCUGGAAGGAGACCACACUCGCUCACGCAUGCGCCAACGUUCGGGCACUGACUUACUGCGACCUGCACGUGAUUAAAAGAGAGGCUCUGCUUAAGGUGCUGGAGUUCUACACGGCCUUUGCCAACUCCUUCUCCCGCAACCUCUUCCUCACCUGCAACCUCCGGAAACGGAUUGUCUUUCGGAAAAUUGCUGAUGUAAAAAAGGAGGAGGAGGAGAGAAGACAACAGAAGAACGAGGUGACACUCUCCAUCCCUGUGGACCACCCAGUACGCAAACUCUUCCAGAAGUUCAAACAGCAGAAGGAGAUGAGAGCAGACCUAGAGAGAAACCAAAUCCACAUGGAGCACCAGCUCCAUCCACUGCACCAACAACAGCACCAUUAUCAUCAGUCCCAAUACCAGGUGCAUCACACACAUAAUCAUGGACCCCCUAUGCAAAAUGGUGCCCCCAGGUCAGGUGGAGGUUAUGGUAACGGUGGCCCCACUGUUGUUACGGUCUCACAAAUAACACCAGUUCGGAGAUCACUGGCUUAUGUUCAAACAGAGGACUCCAGCAGGAGAGGGUGCCAUGAGGCGUUGGAGCUUAAGCCCAGCCUCAAGGUGGCAGAACAGAACUGUCUCAAGGUCACCAGCCCUGUCCAUCCCAGAGGAGGUGGAGUUGGACGGGGCUGGAUGCGUCUCAGGAACUCAGGGUCUGGAGCUUCACUCGCUCCACCAUCUACACCAGAUCAGCCACGGAGGGAGGAGGACUGGGGGGAGGAUAACCCAUCACUUGAACUGCACUCAGAAGAUAGUAAGAACCAGGUGACGGGAAUGAAAAAAUCCAUUACGAUUACGUUAGAGAGAAUUGACAGUGGCAGUGACAAUGUUGGCUUUGAAGAGGUUGAUGAAAAUAGUGCGCUACACAAGUCUGAGUCUUGUGAUGGUGAUAUUACCAAAAGUGACUUGCAUAUUAGCAAGGCAAGCGACUCGCAAAGCUCCACUGAGAACAGCUCUAUUGAACAAAGCCUUACGGAGUGUAACCAGUUUCAUCUGCUCAGCCAUGGAGUAGCUUGUUUGACCCCACAAGGUCUUCCCCUCCAGCCUGUGCCUGAUCAGGCUUUGCUACAGAGCUCCUUGCAGGAGGCUAAAAUAGAACUAAAGGGCGACAUUCAGACACUGAGUGGUCGUUUGUCUGUCCUGGAAGCCCAGGUUGGGGAGAUUUUAAGACUGCUCUUAGAGAGGAAGAGCCGAAGCUCACCUGCACAGACUUCAACUCCAAAAACUGAACCCGACAGUCAGGACAUUUUUACAGUCUCAAGGCCUGUAACCCCAGAUGCAGACAUAGACAACGGACCUUUUUGAAUAAGUAAAAAUGCUUUGUUUAUUUCA